Messenger RNA from Postia placenta MAD-698-R-SB12, 1119 nucleotides. RefSeq lists its product as hypothetical. The record is from RefSeq and is a predicted model, not a curated record. NCBI's taxonomy places the organism in Eukaryota, Fungi, Basidiomycota, Agaricomycetes, Polyporales, Adustoporiaceae. Bases 1 to 1119 code for a protein of 372 amino acids. The transcript has 2 exons. Gene Ontology annotation, molecular function: endonuclease activity.
AUGAGCCUACAUAAAUUACCUUUAUUUGUAUGGGCUAUAUUCGUAACAGCAAUAUUAUUAUUAUUAUCUUUACCUGUUUUAGCUGGUAAAUUAAUUCUGCCAGCUCUAAAUUUGGCCGUAUGCUGGGAACUCUUAACUCACCAUUUAAUUUUGAGUUUAAGACAAUCAGCCGGAAACCUUAGCUAUUUGAAUGGCUUUGGGAUCCUCAGAGACUCUACGCCAGAAUUUAUCUUUUGUAAUUUAAUUUCUUUUCAUAAAAACUUUUCCCUUUUAAAUAAAUCGGAUUUUUCUGCUUAUUUAGCAGGGUUAAUUGAAGGGGAUGGAACUAUCAUUGUACCUAAAUCAACUCGAUCUGAUAAAGGUAAAUUGAACUAUCCUUCGAUACAAAUAGUUUUCCAUUUAAAAGAUUUACCGUUAGCUAUGCUAAUUCAAAAAGAAUUAAGACAUGGUUCUUUAUCAAGAAAAAAAGGUGUAAACGCUUAUAUUUUAACAAUAAAUAACUUUGAGGGAUUAAUUUUAAUUUGUAGUUUAAUUAACGGGAAUAUGAGAACACCUAAAAUACAUGCUUUAUCAAGGUUAAUAGAUUGGUUAAAUAACCGAUUUGAAACUUUAAACCUCAUUAAAUUGCCUUUAAAUAACUCAAAUUUAUCUGAAAAUGCAUGGCUUUCUGGGUUUAUCGAAGCAGAUGGACAUUUUUCGAUUCGAACAACAGAAAAGAUUAAAUAUCCUAGAAUAGAAUGUAAAUUAGAAAUAUCUCAACGUCAAAAAGAUCACAAUGGUUAUGACAAUUUUCAAUUCUUAUCUUUAAUUGCUGAUUUACUGUUAACUGAAGUUAAAUCUAUUCGUAUGGAUAAAGAAAAACCAGAAUAUAGAUUAAGAACUACUAGUUUGAAAGGUAAUUUAAUAUUAGAAAACUAUUUACGACAAUUUCCAUUAUUUGGAAGUAAAUAUCUAGAUUCGAUGGAUUGGUUAAAAGUUUUGAAUAUAUUUAAAGAAGGGUUACAUAAAGAAAAUAAUGAAAUUUCAGGAGAAAUUAAAGAAAUUAAAUCAGUUAUGAAUGAAAAACGUCAAGAAUUUGUUUGGGAUCAUUUACAGGAAUUUUACAAAUUAGAUAAAUAA